This is a messenger RNA of Trachymyrmex septentrionalis, 600 nucleotides long. RefSeq lists its product as uncharacterized. Bases 1 to 600 code for a protein of 199 amino acids. The record is from RefSeq and is a predicted model, not a curated record. The transcript has a single exon. Lineage: Eukaryota; Metazoa; Arthropoda; Insecta; Hymenoptera; Formicidae.
AUGUGGGAGGCCGGAGUAAAAUCCAUAAAGUACCAUCUUCGUCGCAUCGUAGGAACUCACACGCUAACGAUUUCGGAAUUAGAAACAUUAUUAUGUCAAAUCGAGGCAUGCGUUAACUCGCGUCCUAUCGCCGGUUUCUCAAACGACUGUGAUGAUUUGAGUUAUUUGACCCCGGGUCAUUUUUUAGUCGGUGCUCCACUUCUAUCAUUGCCUGAACCUUAUAUUCCUUCGGCCAUUUCCACUAGUCUGAAGCGUUAUCAUCUCGUCCAACGCAUGCGAGAUCGCUUCUGGAAGGUGUGGCAAUUAGAUUAUAUAAACACUCUACAAAAGCGUUCUAAAUGGCGAUUAGCCCAUCCGAAUUUUAGGGUCGGAGACCUCGUCCUUAUUAAGAAUGACAACUUACCGCCGUCGCGUUGGGCAUUAGGUAGAAUUACCAAAUGCAUUCCUGGUAAUGACGGAUUAGUACGCGUCUGCGAAAUAAAGAGCGCAUCCUCGUCGUUUUUGCGUUCCAUCCAUAAAUUGUGUCCUCUUCCGAUUAAUGAGAUGAACGAUAGUCCCACGGCGGGCGGGACUAUCCCGAUAACUAACAUUAAGCGUUAA